AUGAAUCAAUUUUUUCCUACUAGUAAACAAAUACAAAAUCUUGCUAAUAAAGCAAGAAAUGGUACACUUGUUCAAAUAUUAACUGGAAAAGAUUUGCUCAAACCGAACCUAGAGCGUAAAUUGCUAUUAAAUAAUCAACAUAGUACAAUCAAUGUUGAUGAAAUUUGGGCACAUUUGACUACGUCACAACAAAAGCGUCUUUCAGAUUUUGCAGAUGACAUAAAUAAUAUUCGAAAUUCUUCCUUUAUCGAGUUAAUCGCUCGAAUCAAUACAUCAAAAACCAAUACCACUUUAGGAACUUUAGGAAAUAAUUUUUUUAGUGGAACAAAUUUUCAAGAAAAUAAUAGUGUAGAAUCUUUGAUUUUACCUUUAGGUAUGGUUUACUUACAAUUCUCAAGUUUUUAA
Rhizophagus irregularis DAOM 181602=DAOM 197198 is the source of this 405-nucleotide messenger RNA. RefSeq lists its product as uncharacterized. NCBI's taxonomy places the organism in Eukaryota, Fungi, Glomeromycota, Glomeromycetes, Glomerales, Glomeraceae. The record is from RefSeq and is a predicted model, not a curated record.